Molecule: messenger RNA, 1173 nt
Organism: Heterotrigona itama
Lineage: Eukaryota; Metazoa; Arthropoda; Insecta; Hymenoptera; Apidae
Source: the annotation of a GenBank genome assembly
AUGGCAAAGUUUAUUAUUUUCGUUUAUUGUGAAGUGCGUGCACCCUAGUAGUAUUUAAAACUGUCAUAAACAUAUGUAAUACAAAUGUAGUACUUCGUUCACAUUGUUAUUUUAUACUUUAAGAAGCAAUAUACGGUAUAAUUUAAAUAACAAACAUACCAUUUAUAGAGAUUAACAUAUGCGAUAAAAAUUACUUUCACGAUCUUGAGUCAAGCGACAAAAAAAAGCUACAUACGUUAAUUUUUCUUAGCAGUCAUUCAGAAAUAUUCUGACACCUUAAUGUUCUCCUAGAUUUCAUUACUAAUUUAUUUACAAAGAAGAUGGUAAGUUCAUUUCAACAACAAAUACCAUUAAUACAUAUUUCUUUUUGUAGCAAGAAGAUGCGUCAAUUGAAAGGCAAGACAAAAGAAACGAAUAAACAGAAAAAAGAGAGGAAAAAGGAAUUUCUAGAGAACAAACAACGUGUUUUUACAGUUGUAUUACCAACCAUUGCUGCAAUAUUUGUUGUAAUAGCAGCGUAUGUUUAUGUUAAAACCCGUCCAAAAGUUGUUGAAUAUUAAUUGGCAUGUGUUCAUUAUUGAUCAUUAAAACAUAAUACAUAAUGUAUCUCAAGAAUGCUUGGACAGUUCCUUGAUACAUUUGUACAACUAAAUAAGAAUUGUUUAAAUAAGAAUGCAGAUUUGAAUGUCUGCUCAUAUGACAUUUCAUUCCUAUCAUUCAAUAAUCAAAUAUAGACAUUGUGUAUUAAUUAUACGACUUUUACAAAAUAUUUUUCAUGCUAAAUGUUAUAAGAUACUGGGAUAUAUAUAUGUACCAAUUAAGGCAGAUGUAAUUAAGACAUUUUUAUUAUAUGAGAAAAAAAAGUACUUGUGCUAUCAUUGAAAGAUCUAUCUCUAUCGAAGUAAUUAGCUUUCAAAUUUGUAUAUUAAAUUGCAGUUUAUUGCAUUUUUCAAACGUAAUUUUAUAAAAUGAUCGACUUCAGUAGAGAAUUACUCCAAUGUGAAAAGGAUAAUUCCAAAAACGUUGCAUUUUUAGCACAAUACAUGUUUUUUCCAUAUGAGUUAUUUUACAUAGUUUUAUGAAAUAUCUAGUAACUUUACUAUUCUUUAAAAUAAGAAUAGAGAAUAUUGUUUUAUAAAAUAUUUGCAUAAUAAAUAUGGAUAUAAAAUAAUC